Hyphopichia burtonii NRRL Y-1933 is the source of this 3305-nucleotide messenger RNA. RefSeq names its product Arf family guanine nucleotide exchange factor (gene GEA2). Gene Ontology annotation, biological process: regulation of ARF protein signal transduction. Bases 38 to 3214 code for a protein of 1058 amino acids. Gene Ontology annotation, molecular function: guanyl-nucleotide exchange factor activity. The transcript has a single exon. Lineage: Eukaryota; Fungi; Ascomycota; Pichiomycetes; Serinales; Debaryomycetaceae. The record is from RefSeq and is a predicted model, not a curated record.
AACAUCUGUCUCUAAUAGAAUUUCUGCUUCUAAAGAAAUGUUGAUUGAAUCAUUAUCAUUGCUUUGGACCAGAUCCCCUAUCUUCUUUACUAAUUUAUUCAUUGAUUAUGAUUGUGAUUUCGAUAGAAGCGACUUGGCUAUAACUGCUUUGGAUUUCUUAUGUAAACUUUCGUUACCGGAAUCAGCAUUAUACACUACAGAUAACGUUCCACCAAUUUGUUUGGAAGGAGUUUUGUCAUUCAUUGGAGGCAUAAAUGAUAGAAUCAAACUCUUAUCUGCUCAAAAAGACUCUGGUGAUAUUGAUACUCAUCUGUUGAUCAUGGAUAAGAAUCAAAAAACAUCCUUUGUCAAAUCUACUGAAAUCAUGAAUAAAAACCCAAAAGAAGGUAUUAAAGAAUUAGCUAAAAGAGGUUUCAUCACUGACGAGAAAGAUGUUAAAGAGCUUGCUAAAUUUUUCUUCACUAAGUCUGUAAGACUUAACAAAAAGAUUUUGGGUGAAUUCUUAACCAAACAAUCAAAUGCUGAGUUAUUAAAGGAGUUUAUAAAUUUGUUUGAAUUCUCCGACUUACGAGUAGAUGAAGCUCUUAGAAUAUUAUUGAAAGCUUUCAGAUUACCGGGUGAAUCUCAGCAAAUUGAAAGAGUCGUUGAGUUGUUUGCUGAAAGAUAUGUAAAUUGUCAACAUCCUGCUGAAGAAUCAGAUAAAAUCUCACAAAAGAAGGAAGACGAGGCCAAUGAAGAUGAGAAAGCAAAAGAAGAAGAAGAAGCAGCAGCAGAAGAAGAAGAGCUAGAACCAGUCAGGCCUGAUGCUGAUGCCGUAUUCAUCUUAUCCUAUUCAGUAAUCAUGUUAAAUACCGACUUACACAACCCUCAAGUUAAAAGCCAUAUGACCUUAGAUUCAUACAAGAAGAACUUAAGAGGAAUUUAUUACGGUAAAGAUUUCCCAACUUGGUAUUUAUCAAAAAUUUACUAUUCCAUUAGAGAUCGUGAAAUAAUCAUGCCCGAAGAACACCACGGUACCGAUAAAUGGUUUGACGACGCUUGGCAUAAUUUGAUUUCCUCGCAAGCUUCUGUAAUUGGCUCUGAAGCAAAUAGCGAUUACAAUCAAAAGCAGUUUGGAAUUGGCCAUAUUUGCCAAUUCGACAGAGUCUUAUUCGAGUCCAUAGUUGAUCGCUUGAUUGAUACAUUGAUCAGUGUUUUCAAAGAGGCUACAGAUGACCAUGUCAUAACCAGAUUAAUGUCCUCGAUAGACAAAUGUGCCAAUAUUUGUAUUUAUUACAACCUAAGCUCAUCCGUUGAUAAAUUGAUUGGACUUUUGGCGGACUUGACUUCAUUGACUAACACAACAGAAAGCCCUAUAAUCUCAGAUGACGGUCCUAGGGAUGAAAUUCCAAUAACUCAAAUAAAGAUUGAAAAUAAAGAGGACGCUAUAACUGUUAGUGAAAUGGCGGUUUGGUUUGGAAGAGAUUUUAAAGCUCAAUUAUCAACAGUUGUUUUAUUUAGAUUGAUCAAAAAGACAGAUUGUAAAGUCACUGAUUCUUGGGACAAGGUGCUUAAAAUUAUUUUGAACUUAUUUGAGAAUUGUUUAAUAAACCCUAACUUAUUUAGUGAUUUCCAAAAGAAGGUAAAACUAAAUCCAUUACCAAAAGUAAAACCUCGUUACAUUAUUAACAGAAGUAAAGCAAUGAAGGAUUCUGGUAUUUUAUCUACUUUUUCGUCAUUUUUGAAAGGUUACUCUGAUGAACCUCCUGAGCCAUCAGAUCAAGAAGUGGAAUCUACGCUUUCAGCUAUUGACUGCGUUAGAUCAGUGAAUGUUCCAUCUAUCUUUGAGAACAUCUCCCGUGGCUCGCCUACAGACUUGAAAUUGUUUCUUCAAAAACUUUUGAAAUCCUUACCUGAGUUUUCAGAUAAAAGUAAGAGAUAUUUCGAAACUGAAACUUUAUUUAUAUAUGAAGUUGCAGUAUGUUUUUGUUUAUUAUUAAAAGAUUUUGAGACGACUAGUCUUGUAGCAAAUUCCAUUGCUUCUGCCUUGAACGUUUCCGAAAUUUCCAAAAAAACAAUGUUGAGGUUAAGUGCAUAUUUAUUCAUUACCUUGAGACAUGGUGAAGAGACUAAGGAUGAUGUUGCCCAAAAAGUUUUGAGAAGUCUUGUAUUACAAGACAAGGAAUUAUCAUCAAAACAUGGAGCUCAAUUAGUUCAACCAUUAAUUUCUCUAGUUGAUGAUGACUCACCUUAUUGUAAAGUUUUACUUAAUAACGAUGAUUAUUGGAAACUUAUGAGAACAUUUGGAUCAAACCCUACUCAUGCCCAUGAAAUACUUCCUUUUGUUGACGGAAUAAUUAAAUCUUCACCCAAUGACAUUACACCAACGAACUAUAUGUUAAUAUUGGGUUUGUUGGAUGAAGUUUCCUCUUUAGGAGCCAUUGGUUCUCAAUGGGAACAAGAGAGUGAACAAUUAGCGGGCUCAGGCCAGAAAGUUCCUGAAAGCGCCGACAACGUUUACUUCAAAGAUUUAGUUGAAAUCUCCAAAAAAUCAAUUGGCUUGACCUCUGAACUUGCCUCUGUGGUAACAAGAAAAGACUUUGAAGGAAAAGAACUCUCAUACUCUUUAGUUCAAGCUUUGGCGCAUCAAUGUUUCAACCCAUGCAGAGAAAUAAGAUCGUUUGCCAUUAAAACAUUGCAGGCUACUGUUUUGUCCACCGAGAUCAGUGACGAAUUCACUGCUUUUGGUAUAUUUGAGUACGGUUUAUUCCCACUUUUAACAGAGUUAUCUAAACAUGAUGUGUUACAAACUGAUAUCAAGGGUUUCAUGUCCACUCAAUUCGAAGCCUUAUCUCUUAUUAGUAGAGUAUUUUUGAAUUACCACACUAAAUUUGUUGAACAACAAACUGACCGUGCCUGGUUGACAAUUCUUGACAAUUUCAUCAUAUUCAACGAUCUUGGUGAGAAGUACAACAAAUCCAAUAAUCUUAUCAAAGAGUCAGGAAUAGAAUUAGUCAAGAACAUGGUGUUAGUGUUGCAAAAUGGCAAGAUACUUACUGAGGAGAACAAUGAUUUGUGGAACUCAUCCUGGGAAAAGAUCGAUACGUUGUAUCCAUCGUUGAAAAACGAAAUCGCUGGCUCAAACGAUAAGGGUCCAGUUGAGGACAAUACGACUAAGAGUGAUAAAGGUGAAAAAGAGCAAACUGUCGAACCGGAAGAAACCGAAGUAGAUUGAUAACUAGGCUGGUCCUGUCGCUACAAAGCGAAUUCAUUUGUAUAAUUUGUAUAGAUAUAGACAGCGUUGUAUAAUACCAUUCUUAAGUAUC